AGUGAAAUGUAUCGCUAAACGUAAAUACACGAUUACGACAACACACAAUAAUAAAAAAGCAAUAGCAGUCCUGAGCUAAUAACAAAACAAUGAGUGAAGCCGGCAUUGCCGUUGCUGUCGAUGCGCUGGCAGCGGAGAAGCAGCGAAAGUUUCGCAUCCAAGCCGCCGCUUUCAUGGGACUUGUGGGCGGCAUCUCGGCGCUCUUUGGAUUCUCGCGCACUCUGGCGACGGCCAAGAAGUCGGACAGCAAGGUGUUACAGCAGCAGGGCACGCGCCAGGGCCUCAUCCUCAUGGACGAGGGCUCCACACUAGCUUUACGUGCUCUCGGCUGGGGCACACUUUAUGCCGUCCUAGGCACCGGCGCCUUUUGCUAUGGCGUCUGGAAGCUGAGCGGCGCCAAAGACUUUGAAGAGUUUCGACUGAAAAUGGGCAACGCUUUGCCGCGCAUAACCAAAGAUGAACCGCCCAAAAGCCGCACGGACUUCGAUGGUCUCACGGAUCUGAUGAAGUACUUGGCCGCCUGGGCCAAGGAGUAGUCGACACAAUAGUUUAUAUAGCUUGUAUACGCCAGUUAGUUAGACCAUAGAAUAAAUGCCAAUCAUUUUCAUUAA
Molecule: messenger RNA, 611 nt
Organism: Drosophila sulfurigaster albostrigata
Lineage: Eukaryota; Metazoa; Arthropoda; Insecta; Diptera; Drosophilidae
Product: transmembrane protein 242
Exons: 3
Coding region: 90-536 (148 amino acids)
Source: RefSeq, a predicted model, not a curated record